AUGGCAGUCGAUACUUCGGUCUCCAAGUCCGUGGAUGUUGUUUCGGAGCCUGUUCGCGACGUUCACACGCCUGAAGGAUCUGAUAAUGACUCGGAUAAUGGGAAAAGGCCGCCUCCCCUCGUGGCAAAGCUGAUUGCCGUCAUGUUGAUCUCGUGUAUCAGCUUUGGCUCGCACUGGAGCUCUGGUGUCACUGGUGCCAUGAAAAGCACGAUCAAAAAGCAAAUGCAUAUCGAUAAUACCCAGUUCUCGCUUUUGGAGGCAAGUGAGAAUUUCAUGGCAACGGUUCUGCUUUUGAUCAGUGGUGUGAUUACCGACCGGGUCGGCGGUGCAGAGAUGAUCGUUUACGGAAAUAUCGUGUAUACCAUGGGAUCCAUUCUCGUCGCCGCUGCAACAACCGUGCGUUCGUUCAAUUUCAUGAUCGGAGGUCGCAUUAUUCUUGCGUUGGGCGAUAUUGCAACACAGAUUGCGCAGUACAAAAUGUUCUCCUCCUGGUUCCCCCCUAGCAAUGGAUUUGCUUCCACUCUUGGGUUUGAACUUGCGAUCGGUAAGAUUGGUGGAUUUGUCGGCAAGUCUACGGCCAACAUCAUUGCAAAGAAAACCGGAAACUUCGCUUGGGUCUUCUGGACAUCGGUUUUCAUGAAUCUGUUCACCAAUUUUGCCAGUGCGGCAUUCUGGUUCUUCAACAAGUAUUGCAACCGCCACUAUAUGGGACGUCGCGACGCAGCGACAAAAGAGCAAUUGACCGAGAAGAACAAAAAGUUCGAACUUCAGAAAAUGUUCGAGCUUCCCUGGAUGUUCUGGGCCGUCAUGGCAUUCUCUAUCUUCCAAACGAGUGCGGCCUCAGUCUUUUCCCAAAAUGCCACUGAGUUGGCAGAGCAAAGAUUCAACGUCGACUCGAUCAAAGCCGGAUGGUAUAGUUCUCUAUCACAGUACGCGGGCUUCUUCCUCGUGCCUUGCUUGGGCGUAUUCAUCGAUGUCCUCGGCAAUCGAGCAUCUGUUUUGUGCGCCUGCGGCUUGGGUAUGCUGCUGAGUAUGGUUCUCAUCAACUUCGCAACUUCGCAAGCCGGAACGGGAGCCGCGUUUGGCAUCUACGCCAUCGCAGUCUCUCUUGGACCAACCUCGGUGAUUGACAGUAUCCGAACUACACUCUGGCAUCAAUCGGUUUUCGGCUCUGCGUAUGCAUUGAAGGUCACCAUGAACAACGCAAUGAGCAUUAUCAUUCGCAUUAUCACAGGUGCCCUGCAGGAUGCUGACGACAAUUCCUACCGCCGAGUGGUACAAGUGUAUCUAGUUCUCGGAGCUGGCGCUACAGUCAUCGGCACGGCCAUCCUGAUUGGCACAUUUUUUACCGACAACCUAGCGUUGUUGCAGUGGACUCGAAAGAAGCGGUUGACGUCGGGAGCGAAGAUCAUCGAGCGGAUUCGCGAGCGCAGUUUGGUGACCGAUAAACACCGUACUCGCACCAUCUCUAUGGUUGCCUUUGGAGCUUUGAUUAUUCUGGUUCUUGGGUCAUGGGUGGCGUAUAUCUGGGGCGCAGUGACAGGCCACAAUUCCUAG
Messenger RNA from Penicillium brevicompactum, 1557 nucleotides. Its product is annotated as putative MFS transporter. The record is from RefSeq and is a predicted model, not a curated record. The transcript is spliced from 6 exons. Lineage: Eukaryota; Fungi; Ascomycota; Eurotiomycetes; Eurotiales; Aspergillaceae. Gene Ontology annotation, biological process: transmembrane transport. The coding region runs from base 1 to 1557 and encodes 518 amino acids. Gene Ontology annotation, molecular function: transmembrane transporter activity.